This is a messenger RNA of Mizuhopecten yessoensis (Yesso scallop), 552 nucleotides long. RefSeq names its product brefeldin A-inhibited guanine nucleotide-exchange protein 3-like. The record is from RefSeq and is a predicted model, not a curated record. The annotation marks the transcript as partial. The transcript is spliced from 5 exons. NCBI's taxonomy places the organism in Eukaryota, Metazoa, Mollusca, Bivalvia, Pectinida, Pectinidae.
GCUAAUGCAAGUUUGUUAUAAUUUUAGACCAAGGAGAGAAAUGAUGUGCUUGCUGACUUCAUGGCCAAAGACACACCAAGCUAUGAAAGUCUGUUUAAAGAUGUGGUUGCCAUACUCAAGUUCUUCACAGCUAAACUGGAACAGGCACCCAGUUCCAAUCAGACUCGCCAGUCUAUACCACUCCUCCUGGAGGGGGUCUAUACUGUCAUCUCCAACUCACCAGUCUCCAUCAGGGAAUACAAACCUUUCCAGGAAGUCCUCUGGAAGUUCCUGUGUCCAUGCCUGAUAUCACUACUGGGCACUCCCAAGUCAGAGAGGAGUGCUGUCAUUCCCAAAUCUCUGGAGGAUUUAGGGAGAGGCUCCGGCUGUUCCCUAACUGCCCCAAACCUCCAGGUGUCCACUGCCAAGACCAUUUAUAGUAUUGCAGUUCGUCUAGUGGACCUGAUGGGCCCUGUGACAUCACUGCGACCAGUGCUGGAGUCCUUGUUCCACCGAAUGUUACUGUACCCACCCCCUCAGCACAGGCUGGAUGCACUUAAGGCUGUCAAGGAG